AAAUCAAAGGCGGCGAGAGCGUCGAUGCGAAAAAAAUAGAGAAGGAUUACUCGAGCGCAGCGCGUCGCGUGUACGAAAGGGAAAGCCCGCCGAACCACCGUUGCAGUCCGCCAAGUGUCACGGUGCGCGAAACGCACGUUGGUCUGCGAGACAGAAAUCGGAGUAGUCAUUCUGUGGACCGGCACCGCGGACUGAACAACUCUUCUUCAUCCUCUCACGUGGACUUGUCGCUUGAACCGGGGCGCUUUAGCGUAUCGACCAGCAGCAGCAGCCAUGCCGUACAUGUUGGAGAACGACGUAUUUGGAGAAGAGAAGAACUGGGCCCUGGUAACGCCGGAACAGAUCCGCGAGCUGCGCCAGCACUUCCUCGACACCUGGAACGAGGAGGACGAUGUGUACUACGACGAAGAUGUCAAGAAGAUAAAGGAGAGCGAUGAUUUCUGUCGGAAGAUAAUCGCCCACGUGCGGCUCGACAUGGAGUUGGCCCACAAGGUCGCCUCGUACCAUCUUCGCUGGAGACGCUAUGUCAAGAUUCGAGAUAUCAAGGAGGAGUCCAUACCUAAGGAAUAUUUUGAGCAAAACGCAAUCUACCCAUACGGCAAGGACAAGCUUGGAUGCCACGUGUUGGUGCUCCGGUGCAAAAACUACACCAAGGGCCAAGCCGACGUGCUUGAGGUGAAGCGGGUGUUCCUGUUCUUCCUGGAAAAGUUGUACAAUGAAUAUGGCGCCAAGAAGGUCACCAUGGUGUUCGACUGCAGCGGAGCCGGCCUAAGCAACAUGGAUAUAGACUUCACCAAGUUUAUCUUCAACGUAUUCCUCAAGAGGUACCCGCUGGGCCUUGGCUACGUCCUCGUCUACGACAUGCCCUGGUUGUUCAAUGCCGCCUGGAAGAUCAUCAAGGGCUGGAUGAUGCCCGAGGCCGCAGCGCGAGUCAAGAUGGUCAACAAGGAGGAGAUCAAGGAUUACAUUGACCCCAAGGAGCUCCCAGUCCACAUGGGUGGAACGGACACUUACGAGUACAGCUACGUCCCAGGAAAGCCGCUCGGAGAGCGAGUCGCUUGUUGAGUGAGGCCCAACAGCGUUCGCCUGUCCCACCGGAUGACUACUCCCGGUGGCUCGCCGGAUGCCGCGCACCAGAUUCGGCAGACACUGAGAGCUUGUUUUCGAGCUGCUCCUCUCGAGGGAUUUGACUCCAAAGACCUCCUUGCGGUACUCUGCUGAACAAAAAAAAAAGAGGGUGUGCUAUUUUUUGUUGAUAAAAACGACGACGAAAACCCAGUGUACAAAAAAGGUUGCCUUAGUGGAAAAUGGAGAGCUGCUGAACAUUGAAUGAAUGCUUUUUUUUUCAUAUUUUCAUUUUUUCUAAAUUUAGCAAUUCCGGCAUUACCUGGCGUUUCGUUUGUGGAAAAGCUUAUGUAUAACUAAAUAUAAAGAUCGCCUGCUUAAAUGGCAGGGCGAUGCUCCCUUUAAAAAAUCUAUAUUUGGACCGUGUGUACCUUCUACCAAACUGAAGUGCAACCUUUUUUUUUUUUUUUUUUGUACUCAACUUCUUUUCCAAUAAGGGUUAUUUGCGGUGUCUACUGUCUUUGAUGGGAUCAGCGACAAGAAAUGUCAGUGAUCAAGUUUGUCCUUUUGUUCUCUACUUUCCUUACAUUUCAUGAAAUAUCUGAACAAGUCACCCUGGAGCACUAGACGUGCUAUGCUCAACGCUGUGAUAUCGAGUGUGGACUACCAUCGCAAAAAAAAAAAAAAAAAAAAAACUAGUUCUCUUUUUCCUGCGAGCGUCUGUAACACGCAUCUCAUACGUACUGAUGAUUGUUAUGUCGUGAAUGACGUUUACCACAAAAAACACAACUGAUAUUAAAAAAUAUCUUUUUAACGUCCUAAAAGUAUGUUUUCUUAUUAAAGUAGUAAAAAACGCAUUGCUCAUAAGUUCUAACAAAGACAGCAUGUACAGUCUCGUCAGUUAUAUUGGGUCCAGGCGACGUCGAAUUAAAGUGAUUUGUGUGAUCUUAUUAGAAGCGACAUAAUUAGUUUACACUUUUCCCCCAAUUUGCUGGACUAGCACGUUGUCUAAAAGGCCAAAUUUGCACUUCAGUUUUCUUCCGGAAGGAAAAUUGUUCAGACAUUCCUUCAUUAGAGCACUUUUCCUUAUCCGCACAUUAGUCAAGGACACUGCUGCUUUGCGAUUAGGCAUUUUAACGGAUAUGCAAAGGUUCGUCAUGCGGAAAUAGGCGGCAGUGUGCCUUGCAGUUUUCAUGAAUUGUGAAUGUGUACAAAGACGUAUUUUUAUACCAGAAAAUAAAAUCUGUUAUUA
Dermacentor silvarum is the source of this 2317-nucleotide messenger RNA. Its product is annotated as motile sperm domain-containing protein 2-like. The record is from RefSeq and is a predicted model, not a curated record. Bases 274 to 1065 code for a protein of 263 amino acids. The transcript has 8 exons. NCBI's taxonomy places the organism in Eukaryota, Metazoa, Arthropoda, Arachnida, Ixodida, Ixodidae.